Messenger RNA from Egretta garzetta (little egret), 7595 nucleotides. It is a transcript of the gene RGMB, whose product is annotated as repulsive guidance molecule BMP co-receptor b. Gene Ontology annotation, molecular function: coreceptor activity. The coding region runs from base 2302 to 3546 and encodes 414 amino acids. Lineage: Eukaryota; Metazoa; Chordata; Aves; Pelecaniformes; Ardeidae. Gene Ontology annotation, cellular component: plasma membrane. The record is from RefSeq and is a predicted model, not a curated record. The transcript has 2 exons. Gene Ontology annotation, biological process: BMP signaling pathway.
GCGGACGCGGGGGGACUGCUUGUUGCUCUGUGCUUCGUCUUUGCGUGGCGGAUUGGGGGCCGGGGAGAAGGUGGAAAGGUACCCCGCACGCUGCAGAUGCCUGCUAAAGUGGUCUGUGCUUUCAGCUCAGAAGCGAUCCGAGUUGUAGGCCUGUGAAAAUGUUUCCAGCUUGAGCGCUUUUAUAUGUUUACAGUAGUCUCAGUGAAAUGAAUUGUGGGGAGAGGUCACCCAAUUUUAGUCAAAUCGCUGUUCCUUCACCCCUCUCUGUACCAAGAAUCCACUGAAAGCAGCAAGCAAAUUUCCUGAAGUUGCAAGGGGCAGGCGUUACUAGGUUAUUUGAUAACUGACUUGCUGAGCUAGACUAACUUAUAUGUGAUUAAAAUAUUAUCACAAGCCAUAACUGAAAGGAUAUGUAAGAAGAGUUUUGAUGCUUUGAAAGUCGCCUGUGUCAUUUCGCUUGGCAUAGGUCUUUUUUGUUUGCGUAUCUGGAAACACAGGAUUUGACUGGGGUUUUUUUCUGUGUUUUUGCAAAGCUACGUAGAUCAAGUGAGAAACUUACUGCGUGCUCAUACAAUUCACGGUUGUACUUGGCUGUAGGUUAGAGGCUGUCUUCGUCUAUUCUGUGCUGUCUUGGGAUUUUGACAGGAGACUUGUGUUAGCAAUCCAUCACUGGCAAAACAUGUCUCCCUUACAAAUUUAUGGUUUGGAUAUACAGAGUAAGUCAUGUGAAUAAGUGACUCACAGGAGGGUCAGCUAAGGGGCAAGCAAAGAAAUUGCUAAUAUCCUUUCAUCACUGUGUGAAUUGCAGAAAACAACUGUGUUUAAAAAUGAAAAGUGCUACAUUACUACUGAGUCUGUUUUCCACUCCUCAUGUCUCAGGACUUUAGGAACAUUUUAAUUAGGCUGUUAAACUCAGACUAGACCCACGCUUAUUUUAGAGGACACACAAAACAGGUGGGAAAUGUAAAGAAAGGUUUGAGGGGAGGGAAAAGAGUAUCUGUUAGCUAUAUUGUACUUUCCUUUUUUUUUCCACAAUUCAACGUUUCUCUGUAAGCAUUUUUGUGGUGUUCAAAAUCUGUUCUAUGACAGUUUAAAAUUACCUGUUAAUGUAUGCAAACUGAAUUUUAUAGGCCAUAAAAGGAACAAAUAAGCACAGCAUGUUUCUACUAGAUACUUUUGGGUGCUUGGACAGCUAUUGCAUAAAGUCUUGCACAUAUUCUUUAUGAAGGUCCAUUUUCUGUUAUGGCUGUUUUCAGCUCUUUGGAUGGGAGGGAAUGCGGUCUCUCCUUCGGUCCUCCUAGUUUUAAACCCUAUGGAAUGUGUGGCUCUGUUUCCUUUAGUCCAGUGUGUAGUCUUGUUUGAUUCAUUUCUGCUCCUUGUGAGUUCUUGUAUAAAAGUUACCUGGAGAAGAUCAUUGCUAACUGCCAUGAGAAUCUUAUCUGGAAGGAUUUCGGAUCAUGACAGUGAGAGCUGUGGAGGAGAGGGCUGUAAAACUCCAGUUUGCUUGCUGGGAUGGUAAUUAUGCUUUCUUUAUGGAAAUCAGGUGACCAGAUAAGGUCUAACUGGUUUGUUCAUGUAAACUGAACUGUGUACCUGUUGCAUACAUCUGGUAAGUACUUCAGGUUUUUGUGGGGAGAGGGUUUCCCUGCCCCUUGUGUUAAUUACACUUUAAGAGGUACUGCUAUUGCAGUGCAUGGAGUCCUUAGCGGGCAACUUGCACUUCAGACAGCUGUGGCUUUUCUCCCUCAUUAGUCCCAGGAAGCAAGCAGUGAGGUGAAGCUUUAGCUAUGGCAGUGCCAGGGAAAUAAAGCAAACUGGAUUUAUGGCUUGCCCACUUCCCUACCCUCCUUCCCCCCACCCUGCUUUCUAGAAGAGAAACUGAUUUCUGCUUCAGUUAGUCUGUUUUUGUCCAAAUCUGUAUUGCUUGCUGCCCUUACCGCAUCCUUCUGAAGGGCAGGAUUCUAUUUAGAAGUUCAGUAACUUGAGUAAAGCACUGAAAGGCUAAAUGGAGACUUGCUUACUGACUAAGUGAUUAACUUAAGCGUAGAAUUGCAUCAUCACCAUGAUAUCUGGAAAGAAAUGCUGAGCUCAUGCUUGGCGGGAGUUAGUGCUCUUAAUUUCCAUCUAGGCAAUAUCAGGUGGUGGAUUAAGUCAUGCAUGGGUCAUCUCAGCCUUUGAUAUCAUCUGUAUUGAUGUCUUUCUGCCUCCCAACCCCUUUUUCUCUAUUGUAUAGGGUUUUCCCAAUGGGGGAGCACUGUAAGUUGUCUUCGAGUUGUUUUCUACAGUGCCUGUGGGUGUGGAAUGGGGUAUUACAAUCUAAGAGGUUUACUUGAUUUCUCUCUGCCAUCUGUUUUGUGCUUAGGCGACUGCCAGCUGCAAACACCUUGUCGAAUCCAAAAGUGCACCACCGAUUUUGUAUCCUCAACUUCACAUUUAAACUCAGCUCUUGAGGGCUUUGAUUUGGAGUUCUGCAAAGCCUUGCGGGCAUACUCUGCCUGUACCUAUCGCAAUUCUAAAGUAUGCCGUGGAAACCUAGUUUACCAUUCUGCAGUGCUUGGGAUCAGUGACCUCAUGAGCCAGAGAAACUGUUCCAAAGAUGGACCCACAUCCUCCACCAACCCUGAAGUGACCCCUGAUCCCUGCAAUUACAGUGGCCACACAGUAGCCAGAGAACAUCGUGGAGGGGAGAAGUCUCCUACUACUACUUACCUAUUUUGUGGCUUGUUUGGUGAUCCUCACCUGAGGACUUUUAAGGAUCACUUCCAGACAUGCAAAGUGGAAGGUGCUUGGCCCCUCGUAGACAAUAACUACUUGUCAGUGCAAGUGACCAACGUGCCUGUGGUCCCAGGAUCCAGUGCUACUGCUACAAAUAAGAUAACUAUUAUCUUUAAAUCAUAUCAAGACUGUACAGAUCAGAAAGUAUAUCAAGCAGUGACUGAUGACUUGCCUGCAGCUUUUAUUGAUGGUACAACAAGUGGAGGUGAUGGGAACACCAAGAGCUUACGAAUUGUGGAGAAAGUCAGUGGCAAAUACGUCGAAAUGCAUGCCAAGUACAUUGGGACCACAGUGUAUAUACGCCAGCUUGGGCACUACUUAACGUUGGCUAUUCGCAUGCCUCAAGAGUUGGUCAUGGCCUAUGAGGAGAGCCAGGAUCUGCAGCUGUGUGUGAACGGCUGCCCUUCAAGUGAACGCAUUGAUGAUAGUGGCCACUUACCAUUGCCUGUGAUGGGGCAGCUGCUCCCUCAGGGUGGUGCUGCUGCUCAUCCCCAGUCAGUGUACACACUGGAAACUGCCACCACCAAAUGCCAUGAGAAAAUGCUAGUGAAGGACAUCUAUUUUUACUCAUGUGUAUUUGACCUACUCACCACUGGUGAUGCUAACUUCACGGCUGCUGCUCACAGUGCCUUGCAGGAUAUGGAAGCACUGCACCCCAGAAAAGAACACUGGCAUAUCUUUCCCAGCAGUGGAAGUAGUGGUGUGGGCAAGGGUAGCAAAUUCUUUGUCGGUCUUGGACUCAUGCGCUUGAUCCUUGUUGUGUUUUUGUAGUUUUUUUUGUCUAUAACAAAGUUUUGAAAUAUAUAUUGUCAUAAUAUAUUGAGUAAAGAUGAGUAUGUAUUGUAUAUACCAUGUAUAUGAAGGGAUGUUUUAUCUUGGGACACCCACCAGAUUGUACAUACUGUGUUAACUGUUUUCACGUAUGUUUUAUGUGUAGUAUUCUUUGUAUGUAAUUGUUUUGCAGUUGGUGAAAUAUUUUAUAAUGUCCCUGCAUUGGGACUUGAUAGAAAGCACUUUAUUUUUUAUAUAUUAAAUAUUUAUGUGUGUAUCUGAGUAACUGUGUAUUAUACAUAUAAACAUGUGCAUACAAUACAUGGUGCUCCCUCUAAGUACUACUUGGUUUAACUUUUUUUUUAAAACUGGAUUAAUUUGUGGUUUUUUUCCUAUUACUUCUCUUACUCUAGAGGCAGCAUGUCUCUUGUCAUGUAAUGACAUUGGUGAUUUGCUGAGUUCACUAGUUAAAAUGAUUAAGAAUGGAAUUGUAUUCUGUUCCUCAAACAAAUGUCCAUCUCUUCUUUGGAGGGAGAGGGUGAAGUUCUUCCCAUUAGCUCAGAUGACCAUCUUGGAUAACAUGAACCUUCUUUGUAAUCCUGACAUUUCCUAGUUUCAUGGCAGGAAUUUCAAAAGAAGAAGAGGGAAUACGAUGGAGUGAGACUUGCAUAGGUUUACAGAACCAGUGGGAAGAUAAUUUUAAAAGGUAUUAAUGGUCUAGUUGUGUAACCAUGUAGUGUAACUAUUGGAGUUGCCUCUAACCUGGAAGGUUUAAGUUGUUCUCUGAGAUGGACUGGUGAAAUCACAAGCCUAAAUUCUGUGCCUUGCUUAGGUGCUAAUUCUAUCUAUUCAUUCAGAAGGAAGAGGGGAAUGAGGCCACAGUCUCUGACUACUUUUACAGAGGUGCUAGGAGAAUAAUGAUUUGUUGGCCUGUAGGUUGGUUUCACUUAGUGCCCUAAUCUGCUGCAAGAAGUGGAAGCUUUAAUACAUGCUACAAUAAAUCCAGCUCCAAGGUGGGCUUAUUUCACUCUUAAAACUCUUCAUCUGAGACUGAACUGAUACGUUAGAAGUGCUAUCUGACUAAGACUCAAAUAGCACUUGCCUUUGUUAAGCAAACUUGAGCUAGUGUUUGUGUUGGUAGAGGGAGAUGGAGUUUAUUUAUGGAAUGAAAGCUUUACAAAGACACGGCUAGGUUAGGCACUGUUGACUGUUAAGGACAGCUGUAGCCUUCUCAAAGAAACUAAUUAAUUCCCUGUGUGGAUGGGUAACUGCAUAUAGGUGUUAUUCUGGAAAUACUUGUGAUGAAAGUACUCAGCACUGAGUUAAGGCUGAAGCUAAAAAUUUAUUUUAGACUAGACUAUUGGCAGCUUGUUCUGUCUGUGCUGUCUGAUUGGUGCUGUUUCAGAUGAGUUAGAUUUGUGGAUUUAUGAUAUGUCUGAUAAUGUGGCUCCUCGAUUUCACCUGAUGGUAACAGGCUUCUCCCUAUUUUGUGUGGCUGAACUUCCUCAUUAGUGCUCUGAAUUUAAAGUUCUUACGGCUGAAAGCUGAUGGAUGAACCUAGUGUUGCUUGUAGUGGUGCACGUACUUACUGAGCAGGCACUAUAUCUUAUUUAACGUCCUCUGUCUCUGGAUCCUGUAUGUAUAUACAUAUGUAUGCUAUAUAUAUGUAUACUGGCAUUGAGUUGUGAGCCUCUCAGAUAAGUAAUAUUUCAGAAAUGCAGUAAUUCCCCUGAAGAGUUUUCCCCUUUCUUGUUCCUGCUGUGGGAUUUCUUGAGAAAAUGUUAUUUGCACGUGUUCAUUCUUGAAGUCCACCAUCACCAGGAGAGCUUUAGUUAAUGCCAGAUGUGGAUAUUUUGAAGCUAGUGAAUGGUCUCUGGGGAGAACUUAAGCUUUUUUUUCACAGGCCCUUCAAAUGGCUGUCUUUUAGAAGGCUACAGAUAUUUUUUUUUUUUUUUCAUGCUUGGAAACCCCACAAUGUGUCAGUCUUUGCAAAACCUUUUAGAUGUGGUUCAUGAAUAUUCCAGUAAGUAUAUGUUUGUGUAAUAGAGUGUCUGUGCAGUGUGUAAAUACUUUAAAUUAUCGUGAUAGAAGAAUAAAGUUGCCUACCCUGCAGAACAAUGUCUGUAAUGUGGUGUUAGUGACCCCUGGUGGGGUGCAGAGAAAUUGGGGAUGUGGGCCACAUACUGGGCAGGCAAUCUAUAAACAAACCCCCAACUUGUUUCCUAGCCAUCACUUGGUGGGUAGGAAUAUAUUGAGUACAAUUGUUAUACUUCCUUGCAGAUGCUUGUUUCUCCUCUGCUAAGUAAGUUGUGUAGUGAAAUUUAUGACCCACAGCUGCAAACCAGGCCAGUUUAUUGAAGAGACAGUGUAUGGGAAACCAACAGCAGGAACCAUCCCCUGGAGAUCCCACUUGCACAGUUCCUUUGCAGUGUUUGUGGAGAUAUUUAGAAGAGCUUUGACACAGUGAUCUGAUACUGCUGCAUCCAUCUUGAGAGGUGUUAUGGAAAGUCCUCUUUUAAAGUUACUGGAGAACUCUCAGAUCAGAAGAACCCUGGAAGAGAAAAUAACUUGCUGUAAAACUGAAGAAGAGAAUGAGGCAUUGAAAGAAAAAAAUUAUACAGAGGAGUCCGUAAGAUUACAGAACUUUGUAUAACGUAAAGAUCUGCUAAGUAAACAUGGGAGCUGUAAUAUUUCAGCUGCAAGGCUAAUCACACCGUAUGAAGGUAAAUUGAAAGUGCCACAACUUAAAAAAAGUUAUGCCAGAUACAUAGCAGGAAAGAUGGACCUAAUAAACAUGUUUAUUUAAAAAAAAAAAAGUUGUUUUGCUAAGCUUAUGUUACAGCUAGAGUUUGAGGGGUGUGUGGAACAAUCUUAUGUGGUAGUUAGAUCAUUGAAAUGCUUUGUGGAAACGACUGUAGAAAGCAAGGGGAGCUUUAAAAGUCCCUAUGUUCAGUAUAUACAGAAAGUGGCCGUUGUACCUGUAAGAGCGUACUUGCAAGGGUGUUGAUCUACCACCACAAGCUCUGCCAAAGGCAAUAUAGCAUGAUUAUCAGUAUUUCAAUGCAACAGCUACUAAGUUAUUACUGAUGCUGUUGUUGGCCUCUGUCUUAAAAAAGUUGGCUGAUGCCUUGGAUAUUAGUGGUUUAUUCAAAAGGUUUAAGUAUCUUCUAGAGCAUUUCUAACCAGACUAUGUCCUGAUCAUAUGCUAACAGAGCUCUUAACAGCAGCUGAGGAUAGUUCUCUGCAGUUGUGGAGUCUGACAACUUCCCUAGGAAGCCUGUCACAGAACUGAGCAGAGAACCGGGUACCUAAUCCUUCAUUUUGUAUGUACAUAUGGCUCCUGAACAAGGGUAUUAUAGAAUGAAAUAGUAUGCUCAACUGACUGUCAAACCAAAUUUUCUUUUUCUCUUUCUGGAAAACCUGGCUGGAAGAAUAAUCUGCACCUGUUAAGCGGAACACAACCUGAGAGAAUGCAGGGUCUGAGAACAAUCUGGCUUCUGUUCUUGUAGGCAAGUGAGGGCCCCUCAGUAGUGCAUUGCCUUUCAAACUGCUGCUGUGCUGCCAGAAAAUAGAUCCCCAGCUAUUUACAUUCUCUUCCCUUAGCAUUACGGAUACUGUGCAUUUGUUUUAUGGGUUUUGAGGAUGUGCAAGUGGCUACUUACUUACACACACCCUGAAGAGAAGCAAGCAGUGUUGCAAGUUUUGCACUGCCUAAUGAGGGUUUCAUUAGUGGACAUGUUUGGAAAAAGAAACCAAGUGGCUUGUGGCUUUCUUCUCUUUUGACAUACUCAUACCACAGUUUCAAAUCCUGCAUUAAUUUUCUUCGUAUAAGUACAGUUGCAGUGUUUUACACUGAAGUUUUCAUGCUUUGGGUUAUUUUAAUUCCCAUCUGUGUCUUGACAGACAGAAACUGUAUUCCUUUCCACCUUUCUCUACUCCAGCUAUUAAAGACUGCUAUUUAUACAAUGCCUAGACAUGACUUGUAAUGACCUUUUUUUUGGAGGUAUUCUUUGUUGUUUACAAGAUAAGCAUUCUCUGUGUUCUGUGUU